UAACUGGCUCCACGUUUGAGCUCGGUUCGCGGAUCUCUCGGCAUCUUCUGUUACCGACGGUUCGUUCUCUCGCGCCCCCUCCUCCUGUUUUGCAGCACGCGUACCCGGAUCUCCUCCGUCAGAGAUGCAUGGCCCGUGCAGCCCCUGAGCGGGAGAAGGACUCCUUGGCGCAGUGAAAACGCCGGAGACACGAAACAGCAGCGAGGAGAGGACGAGUGCUGAUGUUUUCGCUGUGGAAUAGAAGUUGACCAUGCCGUGGAUGCUUCCUCUUCAUCCCUGACGAGCGCUAGUGGAGAAAUCGCCGUCACACACGCGGGGCUCGCUUCAGGGAGGCGAGCAAGAUGAGCAGCAGCCCUCCCCGGUUAACGGCACCGAUGCCGGGCUUCUUGCCGUGGCUGCUGCUGCUGCCAUUCGCGCUUCUUCUGGGCUGUUCACUCGGGAUGCCUCACGUUCUACGAUUCGGAGGAAUUUUUGAGUCCAUUGAAAGUGGCCCUUCUGGAGCUGAGGAGCUAGCCUUCAAAUUUGCACUGAACACCAUCAACAGGAACAGAACACUGCUGCCGAACACCACACUCACCUAUGACAUCCAGAGGAUUAAUGUCUUUGACAGCUUUGAGGCCUCAAGGAAAGCUUGCGAGCAGCUCUCUUUAGGCGUAGCAGCCAUAUUCGGACCCUCCCACAGCUCUUCAGCCAAUGCUGUGCAGUCCAUCUCCAACGCCUUGGGUGUACCACACAUCCAGACCAGGUGGAAGCAUCAGGUUUCAGAUAACCGUGAUUCAUACUACGUCAGCCUAUAUCCGGACUUCUCCUCUCUCAGUCGUGCCAUCCUAGACCUCGUUCACUUCUUCAAGUGGGAGACGGUCACUGUGGUGUAUGAUGACAGCACAGGGUUGAUUCGUCUACAGGAGCUGAUUAAGGCUCCCUCCAGAUACAACAUCCGCCUAAAGAUUCGCCAGCUGCCUGCAGAGACCAAGGACGCCAAACCACUUCUUAAGGAUAUGAAAAAAGCAAAAGAAUUCCAUGUCAUCUUUGACUGUGGCCAUGAGAUGGCUGCCUGGAUACUCAAACAGGCUCUUUCUAUGGGGAUGAUGACAGAGUAUUAUCACUACAUCUUCACAACACUGGACCUGUUUGCAUUGGACAUGGAGCCGUAUCGCUACAGCGGUGUAAACAUGACUGGUUUUCGAAUCCUAAACACAGAGAGCACUCAGGUGUCCUCUAUUGUAGAGAAAUGGUCCAUGGAGAGACUGCAGGCUCCUCCUAAGCCCGACUCAGGAUUGCUCGACGGAUUUAUGACGACAGAUGCAGCGUUGAUGUAUGAUGCGGUGCAUGUUGUAGCAGUAGCAGUGCAGCAGUCCCAGCAGAUCACUGUUAGCUCUCUUCAGUGCAACCGACACAAACCCUGGCGUUUUGGAGCAAGGUUCAUGAGCCUUAUUAAGGAGGCUUCUUGGGAUGGACUGACAGGGCGAGUUCUCUUCAACAAAACAAAUGGCUUGAGAACAGAUUUUGAUCUAGAUGUGAUUAGUCUGAAGGAGGAUGGACUGGAGAAGAUUGGCACAUGGGAACCUGUGAAUGGCCUUAAUAUGACCGAACAUCACAAGAGUAAAAUGACCAAUGUUACAAACUCCUUGUCCAACAAAUCACUAAGGGUGGCCACUAUUCUGGAAGAACCAUAUUUGAUGUUCAAGAAGUCAGACAAGCCUCUGUGUGGAAAUGACCGUUUCGAGGGCUAUUGUGUGGAUUUGCUGCGAGAGCUGGCUGCCAUUUUGGGAUUCCGCUAUGAGAUCCAGCUGGUGGAGGAUGGAAAGUAUGGCGCGCUGGAGGAAAGCACAGGCCAGUGGAAUGGAAUGGUCCGAGAACUAAUGGACCAUAAAGCAGACUUGGCAGUGGCUCCCUUGACCAUAACAUACGUGAGGGAGAAGGUGAUUGAUUUUUCGAAGCCCUUCAUGACGUUGGGCAUCAGCAUCCUGUACCGCAAGCCCAAUGGCACCAACCCUGGCGUGUUCUCAUUCCUCAACCCACUCUCUCCUGAUAUCUGGAUGUAUAUUCUGCUGGCUUACUUGGGUGUCAGUUGUGUGCUGUUUGUCAUAGCCAGGUUCAGCCCGUAUGAGUGGUAUAAUCCUCAUCCCUGUAACCCAGAUUCUGAUAUGGUGGAGAAUAACUUCACUCUACUAAAUAGUUUCUGGUUCGGAGUUGGAGCUCUCAUGCAACAAGGGUCUGAGCUGAUGCCCAAGGCUCUGUCCACCAGGAUAGUUGGAGGUAUCUGGUGGUUUUUCACUCUGAUCAUCAUCUCAUCUUACACGGCAAACCUGGCUGCCUUCCUCACUGUGGAGAGGAUGGAGUCUCCCAUUGACUCAGCUGAUGACCUAGCCAAGCAGACCAAGAUUCCUUAUGGUGUAGUGGAGGCUGGAUCUACUAUGGCAUUUUUCAAGAAGACAAAGAUCUCCACUUAUGAUAAGAUGUGGGAGUUCAUGAACAGCAGGAGGCAAUCAGUGAUGGUAAAGAGCGUGGAGGAGGGAAUCCAGAGAGUGCUCACGUCGGACUAUGCAUUCCUCAUGGAGUCCACCACCAUUGAGUUUGUCACCCAGCGCAACUGCAACCUCACUCAGAUUGGAGGACUCAUAGACUCUAAGGCUUAUGGAGUGGGAACACCAAUGGGCUCUCCAUACCGAGACAAGAUCACCAUAGCGAUUCUGCAGUUGCAGGAGGAAGGGAAGCUGCAUAUGAUGAAGGAGAAAUGGUGGAGAGGAAAUGGCUGUCCAGAGGAGGAGAGCAAAGAGGCAAGUGCUCUGGGAGUGCAAAACAUCGGGGGCAUCUUCAUCGUGCUGGCUGCGGGCCUGGUCCUCUCCGUUUUUGUGGCUGUAGGGGAAGUGCUGUACAAGUCCAAACAGAACGCACAGAUGGAGAAGCGGUCAUUCUGCAGUGCCAUGGUGGAUGAGCUCACCGUGUCUCUGAAGUGUCAGCGACGCCUCAAACAAAAACCACAGCCUCCUGCCAUCGUCAAAACAGAGGAGGUGAUAAACAUGCACACCUUCAAUGACAGGAGACUGCCAGGGAAAGAGACAAUGGCCUAAGGGUCAUCAACUUCCCACCUCUCUUCCCCUCAUGAAUCCAUUAGGGGUGCAAGAGAGUCUAGGACAGAAGCGCAUCCCACAAUGCCUUUUGGGUCCGCCCUGGAACGCUCCAGCUUUCGUCCCAGAGAUGUUUCCUGUGGAAAUCCAGAUACCUGGGCAUAAUAGAUCUGCAAGCCUUUACUGAAGUGCAUAGGCUCUUUUGCCGAUCAAGCUUCUUUAGCAAUGUAUGGAGUUUCUUUCACACAGAAUGAGAUUAUACUACUCGUUUUUAUCAUGCAUUUCUGCAUUCCAGCGCAUGGUCAACACAUAACUGGAAAGAGAGCUUUACAGGGUGAAGAUUAGUGCCAUAUCAUUACUUGUUUAAUUUUUCAUAGUUGCUUUAUUCAGUGUAACAGGAAUAUUUAGAAAGCAGCCUAUAAUGAUCAAAUUCAUUAAGUUUCUAUGUCAGUUUUUAACAACCACAAUGAAAAUGACAAAGUUAGGGGUGAAACAAAAACAAACAAAAAAAAGUGAAAAAACUGAUUUGACUGCUUGGCUAAACUUAACCUAAUGCCAGAUUCAUCCCCUGAACUGUGCAAAAUGAAAAUUUAAAAGGCAGUAGGCAUGUUUUAUUAACAAUUUUAUUAACAUUAAACAUCAUGACAGUAAAUAUUGUGUUCUAGGUCAAUUAAAUUGAUUUCUGUAAAGUUUGGCUAAAUUUUAUUGAAUCGGAUUGUUUGCUUCUGCAACGUAAAGAGAAACAACAGUUAUGAGAGGCUACCUUUGAAUCGAGUAUAUUUGGUGUACAGAGACCUCUGGUCCUAGACCUUCAAUGCCAUUUCAACAUCAUCACCAAGUCUAAACACUGAUUUUAGUGAUGUCUGUCUGGCAAACUGCAUCUACAAACAUCCAUCCAUCCAUCCAUCCAUCCAUCCAUCCAUCCAUCCAUCCAUCCAUCCAUCCAUCCAUCCAUCCUCUAAACCGCUUCUCCGUCAGGGUCACGGGGGGGUGCUGGAGCCUAUCCCAG
This is a messenger RNA of Pygocentrus nattereri (red-bellied piranha), 4080 nucleotides long. RefSeq names its product glutamate receptor ionotropic, kainate 2-like. The coding region runs from base 342 to 3074 and encodes 910 amino acids. The transcript is spliced from 16 exons. Gene Ontology annotation, molecular function: kainate selective glutamate receptor activity; transmitter-gated monoatomic ion channel activity involved in regulation of postsynaptic membrane potential. Gene Ontology annotation, cellular component: postsynaptic membrane; presynaptic membrane; plasma membrane. The record is from RefSeq and is a predicted model, not a curated record. NCBI's taxonomy places the organism in Eukaryota, Metazoa, Chordata, Actinopteri, Characiformes, Serrasalmidae. Gene Ontology annotation, biological process: monoatomic ion transport; modulation of chemical synaptic transmission; synaptic transmission, glutamatergic.